CGUAAACAACCAUCAUGGUGAAAACCUGCAUUGUAUACAAGUGCGCAAACCAGUUUGACCGGUCAAAGAAAGUAAGUUUUUUUCGGUUCCCAAAAGAUAAGCUGAAGCGGAAGACAUGGAUAAAAGCACUUAACAGGGAUGGUUGGGUUCCUAACGAAAGUUCUUGGAUAUGUUCCGAGCAUUUUAUCGACGGCUGGCAUGGAUAUGACCCUGCUGACGAGAAUUACGCUACGACAAUUUUCAAAUACAAGCUGGAGGAGGUAAAAAAGAAAGUGUCUUUACCCAUGCACAGAGGGUCCUGUAAGCCUGUCCCAGAACCUGAAGCUGAGGCUGAGGUUCAAGAAGAGGAUGACAUAGAUGUUAAUGUUCUUGUUGACACUGGUGUCCAAUGUGAUGAAGACCCUCUUCUCUUGGAGAAUAGGCGACUCCAGGAGGAAGUUUCAUGAUCCCUGUGCUGGCUGUUUCCCAGUUAUACCAGAUCCAUAACAGUUCCUCACUUGGUCACUU
This is a messenger RNA of Mizuhopecten yessoensis (Yesso scallop), 507 nucleotides long. Its product is annotated as THAP domain-containing protein 1-like. Gene Ontology annotation, molecular function: sequence-specific DNA binding. The transcript is spliced from 4 exons. Lineage: Eukaryota; Metazoa; Mollusca; Bivalvia; Pectinida; Pectinidae. The coding region runs from base 15 to 446 and encodes 143 amino acids. The record is from RefSeq and is a predicted model, not a curated record.